AUGACAGAAGCACAAAAGGAAGAAAUCGGAGUGAACACUGAGGAACAGCAAUAUCUUGAUCUGUGCAACAAUAUUCUAGAGCAUGGUGAAAGACGUAAAGAUAGAACAGGAACGGGAACAUACUCAUUGUUUGCACCACCACAGCUUAGAUUCGAUUUAUCAGAUGGGAAAUUUCCACUGUUAACGACAAAGAGGGUUUACUUCAAGGGCAUUUUGCACGAACUCUUGUGGUUCAUUUCAGGAAGUACAGACGGUAAAGUUCUUUCUGAGAAAAACGUUCAUAUCUGGGAAGGAAAUGGUUCCAGAGAGUACUUAGACUCGAUUGGACUUACAGACAGACGUGAAGAUGAUCUAGGACCAAUAUAUGGAUUUCAAUGGAGGCAUUUUGGGGCAGAAUACAAGGACUGUGACACGGAUUAUACUGGUAAAGGCUAUGACCAGAUUGCGCACAUUAUCCACACAUUAAAAACAAAUCCUUAUGAUCGAAGAAUAAUUCUUUCAGCAUGGAAUCCUCCCGCCUUCAAAAAGAUGGCAUUACCACCUUGCCAUGUCAUGUGCCAGUUCUACGUGAGUUUCAGAACUGGAAAGCCAAGGUUGAAUUGUCAGAUGUAUCAGAGAUCGUGCGAUGUUGGUCUUGGUGUUCCAUUUAAUAUAGCUUCGUAUGCUUUACUCACAUAUAUGAUUGCAAUGGUUUGUGAUAUGGAACCGGGCGAAUUUGUUCAUGUUAUGGGAGAUUCGCACAUUUAUUGUAAUCACGUCGAAGCAAUCAAGUCGCAACUUGCAAGAAAGCCAAGACCAUUUCCAAAAUUGGUCAUAAAGAGGAAAGUCACGGACAUUGACGAUUUCAAGUUUGAAGAUUUCCAGGUGGUGGAUUACCAUCCCUAUCCAACCAUUAAGAUGAAGAUGGCAGUUUAG
Brettanomyces bruxellensis is the source of this 915-nucleotide messenger RNA. It is a transcript of the gene TMP1, whose product is annotated as Thymidylate synthase. Lineage: Eukaryota; Fungi; Ascomycota; Pichiomycetes; Pichiales; Pichiaceae. The coding region runs from base 1 to 915 and encodes 304 amino acids. Gene Ontology annotation, cellular component: mitochondrion; cytosol. The transcript has a single exon. Gene Ontology annotation, biological process: dTMP biosynthetic process. Gene Ontology annotation, molecular function: thymidylate synthase activity. The record is from RefSeq and is a predicted model, not a curated record.